CGCCGCAACCCCGGCAACUAGCUAGCUGUACGAGCUGCUAGCUGCCCAAAAUACCUACCUGAAGCCCUUUGCUUUGUAUGGAAGCGGUCAGCAUCACCACCGGGGUGAGGGCUAUAUUAUUGGUAACACGGUAAACAGAAGCUACGUCCUUGUAAAGUACACCGACAUAUAUCUGUAGGAAACCGUGUUUUCCGUCUCUGUUAGUUAAAUCACACUAGCGGGCUGUUAUAGUUGACGGCGAGUCUGUUUUCUUCUAGUCAGCAGCUAAGUUAACUUCAGUCUGUUCUGCGUGACCCUUCUAACAGCCGUUAUUUUAUUUGUAGGUCUAGCUAGCUAACAAACGCAUCUCAUGUUGCUCGCAGCUCCCGCAGUCAGAAUUCGUGAGAGUUUUAAGACGUGUGUGUCGCACCCGGUUUUGUGGUUAAGAUAAAAACUUACAGCAACUACGUGGCACUGACUCAAAAGCCCGAGGAGCUGAAGUGACAGCGUUGCGUUUGCUCUCGACCACCUCAGGUUCAUGUGCCGUCGCGAUAAUGAGGAGCCUUGUUGUGCUGUCACUGCUGCUGCUCAACAUACAUCAUGUUAUAUCAGCACCCAAAGGCGUCACUGCCAGCCUUAAAGCCAAGUGGAGCAUGACACCUUUCCUCCUGGAGACAAGCGAGUUUAUUGGGGAAGAUGGGAAUGAGAAAUUCUGGCAGUUUGUUGACACUGUGAAAGAACUCACUGUAUACAAGCAAGGAGAGUCUGUGCGCUCCUACUACAACUUGAUCAUUAAGAAGGCUGGCCAGUUCCUCACCAUCCUUCAAGUUAAUCUCCUCAGAUUUGCUCUGGCCCUCCGGUCCUAUUCACCAGCUGUUCAUGCAUCCCAGCAGAUAGCCAGUGAUGAGCCUCCGCCGGAGGCUUGCCCUGCCUUUGUCUCCAUCCAUGGUCAACGUGGCUGCAGCACCAAGGACAUCAAGAAGCUCCUGAAGGCAGCUGCAGGCAGGCCAAAACCAUAUUUAUACAAGAACGAUCACACAUAUCCAGGGGCCAAUAAAACAGAUGUGCCAGUUGUGAUUCUGUAUGCUGAGAUUGGAACCAAGAAGUUCAACUCCUUUCAUACGGUGCUGUCAGAGAAGGCCAAAGAGGGCACGCUUGCAUAUGUGCUUCGGCAUUAUGUAGCGGAUCCAAAGCCUCAAAAGAUGCUUUUAUCUGGGUAUGGUGUUGAGUUAGCUAUCAAAAGCAAGGAAUACAAAGCUGUGGACGACACCAGAGUAAAAGAUCCAAAGACUGCUGUAAAUGCUGAGGAUGAUGAUAAUGAUGAAGUCCAAGGAUUUUUUUUUGGAACAUUAAAAAAAUCUCACCCUGAACUCCAGGGGCAACUUGUUGAGCUUCGCAAACAUCUCCUUGAAAGCACUAAUGACAUGGCCCCUCUCAAAGUGUGGGAAAUGCAAGAUCUAAGUUUCCAGGCAGCUGCCAGAAUCAUGUCUGUGCCAAAGUUUGAUGCUUUGAAGCUCAUGCGAGACCUCAGUCAGAACUUUCCAAGCAAAGCUAGAUCACUGACAAGAGUGGCCGUAAAGCAGGAAAUGAGAAAAGAAAUUGAGGAGAACCAAAAGCAUCUGAGCGAGACCAUUGGUGUUCACCCGGGAGACGGGGAGCUCUUCAUCAACGGACUGCACAUUGAUCUGGACCUUCACAACCCUUUCAGCAUUUUGGACAUCCUCAGAGGAGAAGCCAGGGUCUUGGAGGGGCUGCAUAACUUAGGCAUAAAGGGAGAACAUCAAGGCAAGCUGUUGAGGUUACCUGUGAACUCUGUGGAUGACAGCUAUGCCUUAGAUAUCAGACAUCCAGCUGUAAUGUGGCUGAAUGACAUUGAGAACGACUUCAUGUACCACAACUGGCCAGCAGGUGUACAGGAGCUCCUCAGAGCUACCUUUCCUGGAGUCAUCCGGCAGAUCAGACGCAAUUUCUUUAAUCUGGUGCUGUUCCUGGAUCCACUGCAGGAAGAAAGUGUUGAACUGGUGAAGCUGGCAGAGCUUUUCUACAAGCAUAAGAUCCCCCUAAGAAUUGGAUUUGUGUUUGUUGUCAACACCAAAGAUGAGAUUGAUGGCUUCUCAGAUGCAGGGGUUGGAUUUUACCGACUGCUGAAUUACAUUGCAGACGAAUACGAUUUAUCCCAGGCUCUGAUGUCUAUGGUCUCGUUGUACAACACAGUGGAUGUAGGGGAGACGCUGUCUGUUGAUACAGUCUCUUCUUAUCUGAAGAGAAAAUUUCCAAAAGCCAAUUCUGAAAGGAUUCUUGGUGUUGACUCCGAGUAUGAUGAUAAAAGAAAGGACGGUGCCCUCUUCUACAGACAGAGUGGCCUGGGUGCAAUGCCUCUGGCCUUAUUUAAUGGAGUUCCUCUGAGCCCAGAUGAGAUGGACCCAGAGGAGCUGGAGACAGUCAUCCUGCAGCGCAUAAUGGACACCACCACUGCCUUUCAGAGAGCUGUCUUUAUGGGUCAAUUAACUGAAGGCUCAGAUGUGGUGGACUAUCUAAUGGAACAGGCCAAUGUGGUUCCCAGGAUGAAUCCUCUUAUUUUAAGCACUGACCGAAAAUACCUUGACUUCACGUCCACCCCAGGCUUUGCAGUUGUGAAUGAUUGGGAGGACACAACUAUGUUUUCAUUCUUGGACUCCAGAGACAAAACAGCUGUGAUGGCUAAGAGAAUGAAGUACUUCACAAGUAGUGAUGAGGAUGGGAUGACUGCUGUGACCAUGUGGAUAACUGGUGAUUUUGAGAAAGUUUCAGGAAGAAAACUUUUGCUUAAUGCCCUAAAACAUGUGCAGAAGGCCAGUUCUGGAGUACGCGUGGGGGUGAUAGAUAACCCCAGUGAAAAGCCCAGUGAAGAUAACACUAUACUGUAUAGGGCUAUCUGGGCCUCACUCCUCACCCAGAAGAAUAAGGCUGCAGCAGAGUUUGUGCAUAAACUCUUAAAAGAGGAGAGCCGCCAGCUUCUCCAGCAAGGGACCAAGAUGAAGGACUUACUGAUGCAGGGCAUGGAUGUUGAUGCCUUUGAGAAAAAAUUCAACACACUGGAAGUUGACUUUAUCCGCAGCCAGCAGCUGUUCUGUCGGGAUGCUCUGAAACUCCGUCCUGGACAGCGGGCAGUGAUCAGCAAUGGCAGGAUCCUUGGUCCGUUUGAAGAGCAGGAAGAAUUCACUGUGGAGGAUUUCCACUUGCUGGAGAAGAUUACGCUGAGUGGUUCUGCAGAGAAAGUCAAGACUAAAGUUAAACAGAUGGGGAUGAAGCCAAAGCAUGCCAGUGACUUAGUCAUGAAGGUUGAUGCCCUACUAACUGCAGCCCCCAAAGGAGAGGUCAGGAGGGAAGUCCACUUUAUCAAAGACAGCCACAGUGUGCUCCAUCUCUCUCCACGCGAGAAUGAGGUGUUCUAUGACGUUGUGGCCAUCGUUGACCCUCUAACUAGAGAGGCACAGAAGAUUUCCCCUCUGCUGAUUGUGCUCAGUCAAGUGGUCAAUGUGAGACUGCAGGUGUUUAUGAAUUGCAGGGCCAAGUUGUCAGAGCUGCCCCUCAAGAGUUUUUACCGCUUUGUCUUGGAGUCUGAUGUGGCUUUCUUAGCCAAUGAUACAGUGUCUCCUGGGCCAGUUGCCCGUUUCAUGGAGCUCCCAGAAUCUCCACUCCUCACCCUUAACAUGAUCACACCGGAGAGCUGGAUGGUGCAGGCAGUGCGCAGCCCCCAUGACUUGGAUAACAUCCACUUGCAGGAGGUGAGCGGUGUUGUGGCAGCAGAAUUUGAGCUGGAGCACCUUUUGCUGGAGGGCCACUGCUUUGACCUGUCAACCGGCCAGCCUCCUCGUGGACUGCAGUUUACUCUGGGCAUGAGUCGAGACCCGCUCAUGUAUGACACUAUUGUCAUGGCUAACCUGGGAUAUUUUCAGCUGAAAGCCAAUCCCGGUGCUUGGAUCCUAAGAUUACGUAAAGGGAGAUCAGAAGAAAUCUAUCAGAUUCUCACGCAUGAUGGAACUGAUUCCCCUGCAGAAGCUGGCGAUGUGGUAGUUGUACUGAAUAGUUUCCACAGUAAGAUCAUCAAAGUGAGGGUGCAGAAGAAGGCAGAGAAGAUCAGUGAAGAUCUUUUAAGUGAAAGUAAUGAAAGCAAAGGCAUCUGGGACUCUAUAGCAAGGAGAUCUUACUCCUCCCCUGGAUCCAGACUGCAAUAUUAUGCUGUAAGAUCUAGUCUUGCAAAAAAUAUGUGCUUCUGUAGCAUCACAGGUGGCGGCUCAAAGAAGGAUGAGGGAGAAAAGAAAAAAGAGGAUGUUCUAAACAUAUUUUCAGUGGCCUCAGGCCAUCUGUAUGAGCGCUUUCUGAGAAUAAUGAUGCUGUCUGUCCUUCGGCAUACAAAAACACACGUAAAGUUCUGGUUCCUCAAGAAUUAUCUGUCCCCUUCUUUCAAGGAGACCAUCUCCCACAUGGCAGAGUCAUACGACUUCCAGUAUGAAUUAGUGCAGUACAAGUGGCCCCGCUGGCUCCACCAGCAGACUGAGAAGCAGCGGAUUAUCUGGGGAUACAAGAUCCUCUUCUUGGAUGUUCUGUUCCCUCUGGCUGUAGACAAGAUCAUCUUUGUGGACGCCGACCAGAUUGUUCGGGCUGAUUUGAAAGAGUUGAGAGAUUUAAACUUGGAGGGUGCUCCUUAUGGCUAUACACCAUUUUGUGAUAGCCGCAGAGAGAUGGAAGGCUAUCGCUUCUGGAAAACCGGAUACUGGGCCUCACAUCUUGGACACAGGAAAUACCACAUCAGUGCUCUGUAUGUAGUAGAUUUAAAGAAAUUCCGUAAGAUUGCAGCUGGGGACAGAUUACGAGGCCAGUACCAAGCCCUGAGCCAAGACCCAAACAGUCUGUCUAACCUGGACCAGGACCUUCCUAACAACAUGAUCCACCAGGUGGCCAUUAAGUCUCUUCCUCAGGAGUGGUUGUGGUGCGAGACGUGGUGUGAUGAUGCCUCCAAAGUCACAGCUAAGACGAUAGACCUGUGCAAUAACCCAAAGACCAAGGAACCCAAACUAAUGGCUGCAGCGAGGAUUGUGCCUGAGUGGGUUGAAUAUGACAACGAGAUAAAACAGCUGCUGAGACAAGUCCAAGAACAGGAAGACACAACAAUGCAAAAACAGAGUCCCUCUCCCUCACAACAUAAAAAAGUAGACAACCGGCGUGAUGAACUUUAGCGGCUGCCAGCACCAUGCUGAAGAGGAAGGAGGCAGCACCUUUUGCACACAGGCCACCUGUGAAGCUUGAAGACAGACAAUUCCAUCUAAACAUAGCCAUGGAGUGUUACAUCCCCUGCUGGAGGAGGAUGUGAUAUUUUCAGAGAUGCCAUAUCUGCUCCUGCAGUCAGUACAUCAUACAAAAUCAACAAGUGAUGUAUUUGUUAACAGCCAACCGUGAACUUGUGGUGUGCUUUGAGCUCUACACUCAGAUCUUGGUAAGUAGAACGGAGAAUGAAGUAAACACAGAAAAAAAGGGCGAGGUCAGUGAAAGCACUCUUUUAGAUGUGUUUGAGGAUGAAGAGAUGGCAUAUAUUGCACUGAUAGUGUAUGCAAAGAAUCUAAUGGAGAAGGCACAUUUCUAAGAAUCUUACUCGAAACAUUUUUUUUAUGCCAAAUUCUUUUCAAAAGCUAUUAUGUUUAGGUGUCCUUAAUUUGACGUGGGCGAACAGCAUAAAGAAUUCAUUGCCUCUGACUGAAACGCCAAACCAAAGUUGCGACUGAAAUUUAUGUAUAUUUGUUUUUAUUCACAAAUUGCUUCAAAGUUGUUGCAUCAACAAAAGCCAUUAGCACAAGGCACAGUUGACCCUUCGCUAAACCCUGCCCCUAAGUGACAAUUGCCUAAACCUAGCAUUGGAGCUAUGAGUAUUCAUAAUUAUUGCAUGGCUGGGCUGUAGAGCUUAGCCUUUGCAAAACCAAAAGCGUAGGCAUAAAUGGAUGAGAAUAGGUCAAAUGGUACACUUAUCUGUUUAAAGUUGAGCUAUAAAUGUUAGCUUACUCAGCUAAGUUACUACUUAAAGAAGUAACCUACCGUUAAAGGCAAGGCUUAUAUGUUAAGCUAAUUAGCUUAGUUACAACUUUUUUUUGAAGGACAUUGGAGAGAAUAGCGUGUCCUUUUUUUCUUGCAAUAAUGUACAAAUGUAAUAAUUACUCGGCAGCAAACACAAACCAUGCUUUCUUUUAUUUCAAAGUCCGCGAUAUGGAUCAUUGGCAGGUGAAGGUACUGAUGUAUUAUCAUGAAUUUGCUUCACAGAGCUAACAAGCAGAUUUUUGAAGGUACAUUUUAACCUAUAUUGUUAAAAAAUAAAAAUUUAAAAACACUUGUUAUUCCUAAUGUAUCUUUAAACUCCUCAAACUUUUUUUUAACCAUCUGGAUGAAAAAAAUAUUCCCUCCACUUUAAUUUGUGUUCAAAGUUGCUUCUGUUUUUGAGUCAAAACAAAGAUGGCAGCCCAUCUGCCUCCUGGAGAGUUGCGACCAUAAAUGUAUGAAGCAACUUAAAACAUAACCUUGGACUUAAAAUUUGAAUCACUGAGUGGAUGUAAAUGUUUUGUUACUGCUAAUGUCCAGUGGUAAAUCUGCUGCUGUUACUGUAACCUGUGAACAUGCCGUGAGAGCAGCUAAACGCUAGGCAGGUAAAAUAACUUCACCUAAGGGGCAGGGCUUGACGAACAGUUGUCUGUCCUUACAAGGUGUUAAAUGUGACUUUGGCCUAGCAGACCAGGCUGGACUUCAUCAUUAAGGAUCAGGAAUCCUCAUUUGCACACUUAAGGUCAUGGUUUAUGAGUAGGAUAUAGGAUUUUUACUUAAUGCAGUAUGUUUACAUGUUAUGUACAUUCAGCUUCACUGUACUCAUUUUUUGAAAGAUCCUUUCCAUUAUUUCAAUUCCACUUUGAACCAGUGUUUUUGUCUCAGGAAUAAGAUGGGUGUUGCUGCUCGACUGAAGCCAACAAUGUUUAUGUUUUUUUUCUGUCUUAAAAGUCAGUUUAAAAGAAAAAAAUGGGUGGAGGAAGGCUGCUCUCAGGGCACCCAUCUUUCACUGUGCUAUAUCAAAUAGAGAUGUUUAUAUCACUGUUUGGUGUAAAGAAGUAAAUCUUUGCUACAAAACCCUCA
Messenger RNA from Amphiprion ocellaris (clown anemonefish), 7128 nucleotides. It is a transcript of the gene uggt2, whose product is annotated as UDP-glucose glycoprotein glucosyltransferase 2. The coding region runs from base 534 to 5198 and encodes 1554 amino acids. Gene Ontology annotation, molecular function: UDP-glucose:glycoprotein glucosyltransferase activity. The record is from RefSeq and is a predicted model, not a curated record. Gene Ontology annotation, cellular component: endoplasmic reticulum. The transcript is spliced from 40 exons. Lineage: Eukaryota; Metazoa; Chordata; Actinopteri; Pomacentridae.